Molecule: messenger RNA, 1965 nt
Organism: Ziziphus jujuba (common jujube)
Lineage: Eukaryota; Viridiplantae; Streptophyta; Magnoliopsida; Rosales; Rhamnaceae
Product: arabinosyltransferase RRA3-like
Exons: 2
Coding region: 338-1639 (433 amino acids)
Biological process (GO): root hair cell development
Molecular function (GO): glycosyltransferase activity
Source: RefSeq, a predicted model, not a curated record
AUCCCACCCACGCUAAUCUUCUCUGCCCAAAAUAAGGUUGUCUUGACUGGCCUUCUCUAAUCAGGCAAAGGCUCAACGACGACCAAAAGGCAACAAUUUCCUUCCCUGCCUUCGGUGGCUGCCUUUAUGGUAGAACAGGGAGUAGGUGAUCCCAAUCCACAUCCAGGGUUUCAGAAUUGCUUCCAUUUUCGCUUCCUUGUAUAAGGGAAUGUUCCCAUCCUCCCUUCAGUUCUGAAGCAACUCUUUUAUUCAAUUGCCAUUAGGGGUAAAAGGUCAACUCUACUCAUCUCUUUCUCUCUCUCUCUCUCUGUCUCUGCGACUGUGUAGCAAGUCAAGCAUGGCGGGUCGUAGAGAUGGGUCUUUGAUGAGAGACAAGGGCCAAUCGGUCCGCAGAUCUCGAAUUCUCGUUGCGAUUGUGAUCGGAGUUCUUCUUGGCUGCGUCUUCGCCUUCUUGUUCCCGCACGGACUGUUCAUCUCCGAUCGGCGAAAGCAAAGCCGUCGAAUCGGCAAGUCGGAUCUCAAGAUGGGCAUAUCAUCAUGUGAAUCACCAGAGCGGAUUGACAUGCUGAGGUCGGAUAUCUCAUCCCUAUCACAGAGGAAUUCUGAGUUGAGUAAGCAGGUCAAGGAUCUAACCGAAAAGUUAAGGCUAGCUGAACAGGGAAAAGAUCAUGCACAGAAGCAAGUUUCAGUGCUUGGUGAGCCACACAAAGCUGGGCCUUUUGGUACUGUCAAGGGGUUGAGAACUAACCCAACUGUCAUCCCUAACGAAUCGGUGAAUCCUAGACUGGCUAAGACUUUAGAAAAAGUUGCUGUUCAGAAUGAGCUUAUAGUGGCACUUGCAAAUUCAAAUGUGAAAAGCAUGCUGGAAGUCUGGUUUACUAGCAUCAAGAGAGUUGGUAUACCCAAUUAUUUGGUUGUAGCAUUAGACGAUGAGAUUGAAAAUUUCUGUAAAGCUAACGAUGUUCCUGUCUAUAAGAGAGAUCCAGAUGAAGGUAUUGACUCGAUUGCAAAAACAGGAGGCAACCAUGCUGUCUCUGGGUUAAAGUUUCGUAUACUGAGAGAGUUUUUAGAGCUGGGUUACAGUGUUCUUCUCUCAGAUGUUGAUAUAGUAUACUUGCAGAAUCCAUUUGAUCAUCUCCAAAGGGAUUCAGAUGUAGAGUCUAUGAGUGAUGGUCACAAUAACAUGACAGCUUACGGAUACAAUGAUGUAUUUGAUGAGCCAUCAAUGGGUUGGGCUCGAUAUGCACAUACAAUGAGGAUAUGGGUGUACAACUCUGGGUUUUUCUACAUAAGGCCUACACUUCCUUCAAUCGAGCUAUUGGAUCGUGUGGCUAUUCGUCUUUCACGAGAAAAAGCAUGGGACCAAGCAGUUUUUAAUGAGGAGCUCUUUUUCCCUUCACAUCCUGCGUAUGAUGGGCUCCAUGCUGCAAAGAGAACUUUGGAUUUUUAUCUCUUCAUGAAUAGUAAGGUCCUGUUUAAGACGGUAAGAAAAGAUGCAAAGUUGAAAAAGUUGAAACCAGUAAUUGUUCAUAUAAACUACCACCCAGAUAAACUUUCAAGGAUGAAAGCUGUUGUCGAGUUUUAUGUUAAUGGCAAGCAAAAUGCGCUAGAUCCUUUCCCGGAUGGUUCUAGCUGGUAGAGCAAUAGUUCCAUUGAGCAUUUUGUUCUGAACCCAUGGAUGGGCUCGGAAGUUCACAUGCCAAAUCAGAUAGAAGAUUGAUAUGAUUGCAUAUUUGAAGGGGCAUCCAAAUUAUCUCGUUUCAUUUCUUUUCCUCCAGCAGUUUGGUUUUGUGUUCAUAUGCUUUUCUAGGUUUCCCUCGGGUUCUCCUCAGAAAACCUCUGCUCUGUCUCAUGUAUACUGAAAAAUCAUAUACAACGUUUUUUUUUUUGCCUUUCAUUAUGACACAAGUUUUCUGUACCGAGACUUUCUUUUAUUACAUACAAUUUUAGAUAAGUUUUAUUUUA